UGCCAUGACCCCGUGCCUCAGUUUCCCCACCUCUAGCACGGGGGGUGGCUUUGCUCGCUGGUCACCGGCCCGCGAUGGGACCCCCACGGUGGGCACAGUGCCACCUCACCCGCGCUCGCCCUGUGCCCGCCGGGGCUUUCGGGCGCAGGUGGGAGCGAAGCGGCGACAAAACCAACCUGAAUAGGGAAGAGGAAGAAGCGACGGCGAGAAGCGGCGGAGGCGGAGGCCGGCGCUGGCAGCCCCGCCGGCGCUUUGGGGGGGUCAGGGCACCCCCAGGCACCCAUCGCAGCCCCCCAGGUGCCCACCCCCAAGUUUGAAGUUCGCCGGCAUGGCCAAAACCACCUCGCUGCGCUGCCGGGUGCUGGAGGGGAAGGACCUGCCGGCCAAGGACGUGUCCGGCUCCAGCGAUCCCUACUGCGUGGUCAAGGUGGACAACGAGGUGGUGGCCAGGACGGCCACGGUGUGGAAGAGCCUGAACCCUUUUUGGGGCGAAGAAUACACCCUGCUCUUGCCCCGUGGAUUCCACAGCCUCGCCGUCUAUGUGCUGGAUGAAGACACCAUCGGGCAGGACGAUGUCAUCGGCAAGGUCUCGCUCAGCCACCAGCAGAUCUCGGCCGAGCCACGGGGCACGGACGGCUGGCUCAGCCUGGCACCUGUGAACCCCGACCAGGAGGUGCAGGGUGAGAUCCACCUGGAGCUGCGAGUCCCCGAGCGGGGCCACCCACGGGUGCUGCGCUGCCACCUCAUCCAGGCCAGGGACCUGGCCCCCCGGGACCCCUCGGGCACCUCGGACCCCUUUGCCCGGGUGUCGUGCUGCGGGCACACGUUGGAGACAGCCGUGAUUAAGAAAACCCGCUUCCCGCACUGGGAUGAGGUGCUGGAGUUGGAGCUGCCGGAGCAGGAGCUGGGAGAGGCUGUGCUGAGCGUGGAGGUUUGGGACUGGGACAUUGUGGGCAAGAACGACUUCCUGGGAAGGGUCGAGUUCCCCUUGGACACCCUCUGCCCGGGCCCCACCAGGGGCUGGUUCCAGCUCCUGCCCUUCCCCAGCACCACCAAGGACCACGGGGGACAGCUGGGUGCCCUGAGGCUGGCAGUGAGGCUGGUGGAGGACACGGUCCUGCCCCGCCACCACUACCAGCCCCUCGUCCAGCUCCUCACCGAGCCCAUCCUCUGCCCGGGCCAGGGCACGGCCCUGGCUGUUCUGGAGGAGGUGACCUCAGGGGAGAGCCGGCAGGACGUGGCUACCAAGCUGGUGAAGAUCUUCUUGGGGCAGGGGCUGGCUGUGCCCCUCCUGGACUAUCUCACCACCCACGAGCUGGCCAGGACCACCGAUCCCAACACCCUCUUCCGCUCCAACUCGCUGGCCUCCAAAUCCAUGGAGCAGUUCAUGAAGGUGGUGGGGCUGCCCUACCUGCACGAGGUCCUGAAGCCGGUGGUGAACCGCAUCUUUGAGGAGAAGAAGUAUGUGGAGCUGGACCCUGGCAAGAUGGAGCUGAGCCGGGGCAGGAGGAUCUCCUUCAAGGGGUCCCUGUCAGAGGCGCAGGUGCGGGACAGCAGCCUGGAGCUGCUGAAGGGCUACCUGGGGGACAUCGUCGAUGCCAUCGUGGGCUCAGUGGACAAGUGUCCCCUCCCCAUGAGGGUGGCCUUCAAGCAGCUCCGCAGGCGGGUGGAGGAGCGGUUCCCCUUGGUGCAGCACGAGGAGGUCCGGUACUUCUCCAUCAGUGGGUUUCUCUUCCUUCGCUUCUUCGCCCCCGCUGUCCUCAUCCCGAAGCUCUUCAGGCUCCGGGAGCAGCACGCGGAGCCCCGCGUCGGCCGUACGCUCCUGCUGCUCGCCAAGGCGCUGCAGAGCAUCGGGAACCUGGGGCUGCAGCUGGGGCAGGGCAAGGAGCCGUGGAUGGCCCCGCUGAAUGCCAUCCUCCUGCCCAGUGUCACCCGUGUCCAGGCCUUCCUGGAUGCCCUGGUCACCGUGGAGAGCCCCGAGGUGGGCGAGGUGCCGAUGCCACAGGGACACUGCCAGCCCCCGGCCACCAUCAAGGAGGGUCCCCUGCACACCUGCCCGGAGCGGGGGGUGGCACUGCUGCCCCGCUUCGCCUUCAAGAAGAGGCACUUCAGGCUCAGCACCCAGGCCCUGGCCUGUGCCAGGGCCCCCCAGGGGCAGGUGCUCAGCUCCAUCCCGGUGGAGCAGAUCCGGGCCGUGGAGCAGGUGGACGAGGGCACCUUCCAGCACCCGCACGUCCUGCAGGUGGUGGCACAGGGUGACACCGGGCAGCUCCACACCACCUACCUCCAGUGCAAGAGCGCCCCGGAGCUGUGGCAGUGGCUGUGGGCCCUGCGCCAGGCCACCAGCGCCAACCGGGACACGCUGCCCACGUGCCACCCCGGCACCUUCCGCGCCGGCCGCUGGACCUGCUGCCUGCAGCGCACCUGUGCUGCGCCCGGGUGCAGCCGCACCCACGGCACAGUGCUGCUGGCGGAGUGGAGCGACCUUGGGGACCCCGCGGUGGCAGCACAGAGCCUCUACGGGCACCUGCGGUGA
This is a messenger RNA of Corvus hawaiiensis (hawaiian crow), 2536 nucleotides long. RefSeq names its product RAS protein activator like 1 (gene RASAL1). The transcript is spliced from 19 exons. NCBI's taxonomy places the organism in Eukaryota, Metazoa, Chordata, Aves, Passeriformes, Corvidae. The coding region runs from base 329 to 2536 and encodes 735 amino acids. Gene Ontology annotation, biological process: intracellular signal transduction; regulation of GTPase activity. The record is from RefSeq and is a predicted model, not a curated record.